CAUCUUCUGUAAAAUGAACUGUUGUAAAAAUGCACGCUGUUGUUUGGAUAAGUUUUUGCGUACGUCCAGCGAGGGUGAUACGAUGCUACAGAAUUACAGACGUUAAAACCGAAAGCUAUUUUCAAUAUGGAGUCUGCAGCGUUGCGCAUUUCGAGGAUCUGACGAAUCUGACUGACGAUUAUGACGACAGAAUAACCAAAGUUCACAGGAAUCGGCGAACAAUCAAAAUGUUUGCUAUAAAGAAUGUUAUCCUGACAAGUCUUCGAUUAUCGAGUUGUCCAAAAAGCACUAAAAAUUUAGCCGGGUUCUUUAGUAACAAGUUUGUUUCGUCUAUUGUGCCAAAUUUCUUUUCAACAUCAGUGCCGCAUUCAUUACUUCGGCAACUUCCUUCUAUUAGCACCAACACUAGUAUUUUAUCGUCUGUUUCAUCGUUGGUUCCUUCUCUGUUUAUGAAGAAAUCUUUCCCAUGCUUAGAGCAAACCAGAUCAGUCACAAAAUGGUCAUUGAACAAAGGCAAACGUAAGACAGUAAAGGCUGUUGUUGCUAGAUUCUAUCGUUUGAGCUGGGGUGCAUGGAUAAGACCAAUGGUUGGCCGCAACAAACGCCAUUGGAGUAAGACAGCGAAAAGAAAAAUUCGAUCUGAAAAGCAUGUGUUUUGCAAUUCUACUCAAUCAACACUUCUUGACAAAAUGGUAACCAAAUACUGGAGAAAAAGGAGGUUUUAUGUAGAUGAUGUGUAUGAACCUUACCACCAGCGAGAAGAAUACAGUUCAAGCGCUGUCAAACCACAUUGAAAUACAUGUUAAACACUAGUUGCAAUACAUCAGAUAAUGCCAAGAAAAA
Messenger RNA from Daphnia magna, 843 nucleotides. It is a transcript of the gene mRpL35, whose product is annotated as 39S ribosomal protein L35, mitochondrial. NCBI's taxonomy places the organism in Eukaryota, Metazoa, Arthropoda, Branchiopoda, Diplostraca, Daphniidae. The transcript is spliced from 4 exons. Bases 30 to 794 code for a protein of 254 amino acids. Gene Ontology annotation, biological process: translation. Gene Ontology annotation, molecular function: structural constituent of ribosome. The record is from RefSeq and is a predicted model, not a curated record. Gene Ontology annotation, cellular component: ribosome; mitochondrion.